Messenger RNA from Seminavis robusta, 363 nucleotides. NCBI's taxonomy places the organism in Eukaryota, Bacillariophyta, Bacillariophyceae, Naviculales, Naviculaceae. The record is from the annotation of a GenBank genome assembly.
AUGCCUCGCUACUCAUUCACUGACUUUGCCUUCAACAUCCGCCUCGUGGAAGAGGCCACUGGUCGCAGCCGUCGUGUGGUGGUCAAUGGAACGCCAGGAAAUCUGUUCGUGGAAAUCCAAGAGCUUGACCGAUUUGGGACCGAGAUUCUGCCCAGCUCAGACGAUGACAGCUCAGUGGAAGAAGUCGCCCCACCAGCUCGCCCUCCUGUCAACCGUGGAGGGCAAGUUGAAUCCAUCUUGGCCAACCGCCAAGCCGUGGUUGAUUUUCUCAACAGUAUGUGGAUCGAGUACCGAAAUCUCCGGCAUCGUGCAGGAGGACGAAGAAGAAGGAACCAACAAUGGAACCAACAACGAGGCCGAUGA